GUCGCCGAGGCGUCGCUGCUCUCAUGUACGACGUCGUAUUUUUAGCCAUGAUUAUGAACAAGGUAAUAGAUAUGGCAUAGUACAACAAACCCGUCUGGUUAUUCAACAUAAUAUAUUCACUUCCGAAAAUAUGAUCCAGCAAAGGUUUUAUUCACGAAAAUACCAUCGGGUGUUUCCCAGCACGUACAAAUUUUCAUGGAUCGUGUGCCAUAUGAAUAUUUAAUACGUAAUUUGCAAAAUGGCUCUAGUCAUGUUGCCAAGCGACUUGCCAUGGUGGGAUUCGGUGAAAAGACAGCUCAAACAAAUUUCCGAAUGCAGGAAUUCCAAAGAUUUGGUAGAACGAAUGCACAAAAUAUACGAAAUGUGCAACGUGAGUUUAGAACCUGAUGAAGAAACAGUCGAUCCCAAACAGUUCACUAGAUUCCAAAAUUUUUUAGACAAUGACCUCACGAAUGCAGAAAGAAACGUUUUUUUCUCUAAAACCUUGCCGAAUAUGGUGUCUAGGGCUCUGCAGUUGAAAGAACUUAGACCUAGAGGAGGCCUGCACUUCAGUUUGCAACAACAAUCUGAUUGUACAGAGCUACAAUAUUCCUUUGUUUCCUCAUUGAUAGCUAAUGCUUUCUUCUCAACAUUUCCCAAAAGGACUAGCAGAACUCAUCCUACCUUGCAAAAUUUCAAUUUCGGCGAAUUUUUCAAAACAUUGAACAGCAAUGUACAAAAAUCAAAACUCAAAAGUGUUCUGUAUUAUUUUGAAUGGCUAGAGAGCGCCGAAAAUUCAAAUGGUUCCUUGAGAAUUCUCAGACAGGUAAUGAGCAGUAAAGAAUGGUUGACAAUAGAAGACUGGCUGGAAUGUAAUCUACCAUUAUGUCACCUAAAAAUCAAACAUGAUGGAAAAUUAGACAGAUCCGAGGAAGAUUCCCUUCAAAUUUGCUUUGCAAGCUCUAAAAUCGGAGGUGACGUUUUGGAAAACGGAUUUGCACAGGAAUGCAUAAACUUGGUAACUGCUCCAGAACUUUUGGCUGUUCUUCUAAACGUAGAAGCCCUAGAAGACAACGAAGUUUUGACUGUAGAAAAUGUGCGACACAUAUCAAGAAUAACGGAUCCAAAACAACGUGCACUAUUCGAAAAAAUCGAAUCACCAAAACAGAUAACCGUAUGUUGUAUGGAUGCCGAAGAUUACACCAAACUGCCCAUAGGUCAAUACGAAGAAGACAAUAUACUGAGGGAAUUGAACAAGUGCCUUCUGGGGUUCCAACAAAAACAAACUAAAUGUAACGAAAAAGGAACUCCACAAACGCCGCACAACAAUAGAAGAAGACUGUCUCCUAUUGGAGAAUCAAUUGGAUCUACCCUGUCUGAUACAGUGAAUGUUCCAAUGAUAACACAACAGUCUUGUAGUACAAAUCGCAGUGGUUCAAACUCACCAGUUUCUGAAAACAACAACACUUUGGGACAAAGGCUUUGUGUCCAAUUGAACAUGGACAAAAUCAUGCAAAACCGAGGAAAAACAGCGAACAGCGAUUCGCUAGUUCACAGCAGAAGAGGAAGAUUCAUCGUUCUUGGAUCUUCAGGAGAAUGUUUACCAAUCUCGAGAGUUCCUUUAGAAGACGAAAAAAGUGACUACUCGAGCUUCAGUUCUUCUGAAAAUGAAUUCCACAGCGCCAAAACCAGCUUAGACGAUGGGAGUGAAGAUGAAAAUUAUCACAAAAGAUACAGCAUAGACUUGGAAAAUCCCGAAAGGAGAAACCUGUUCGCUCAGAAACUCAAAGACGUUCUAAGAAAAGAGGUCACAAGUAAUACAGAGUCAUCUAGCGACGAAUCUAGUUAUGCUGUUGGCAUUUCUGUGGCUGGUUCCGGAUUGGAGGACCAAGAUAUUAGGGUUAGGCGGGGUGGUUCUACUGGUUUCGCCUUAAGAGAGGACUCUUUAGACGAGAAUUUCCUGGACUGUUCUUUGAAACAGGAAAAGCAAUGGAUAGACAAGUUCAAGAGCAAGCAGUCUGCUCUAAUCAGAAAAGAAUCGAAUAAAUCGUCGGAAUAUAGUUUCAGUACAGAAUACAGCUCUGAACUGGAAGAAGUGUAUGAGCAAUUUUCCCGAUGGCUUGAAAAUCCAUUAUUGGAAACAGAAAAAGGUACUAAAAGAGAAUUGGAUACGAGAGAGUUGGCUGUAGUACGAUUUGCAGGAUCAAUUUUGAAACGUACUUUGAGCGAAUCCUUCGUGGGCAUACCGGUUCCUAUGACAGAAAAUUGUGAUUCCAACCCUGGGGUAGAUACAGAGUAUUGCACAAAAAAGAACAAACUAGUAUUAAACGCGAAAUCUCUCAGUCUGGAACUUGCCAAACAGAAACACAGACUCGCAGCUCAACUGAGUAGUGAUUCUUCUACAAAGAAGAAUAGUUCUCCCUCACAGGCUAUUCAACAGUCGGAAAAUUUUACAAAAAAACGGAAAUUUUGGAUUGCUUCUUGCAUCACUGAAGCAAUAGUACAGACCUUAGAAGAUAUUUCGGUUAAUGUGAGUUUACCGCAAAGCUUACAGCUGUCCCAGAUCUCGUCGAGACCAGACACCGGCCCUAGGGCUGUUUCUACGGGCAACUGGGGUUGCGGGACGUCCCGCAAAGGGGACGUCCAACUCAAGGCCAUCGUCCAAUGGUUGGCGGCCAGCGUGGCGGGUAUUCCCCAUUUGGAAUAUCGGACGGCAGGCCAUCAGCAGCUCGUUAAAUUGGACACGGUGAGAAGGAUACUGAUCGACAGACGGUGGACGGUCAAGGAUUUGGCUCAGGCAGCGCUCCGCUACUCGCACCGAGUGCUCAGGGGCAAAGCCCUGAGCGGGACAUUGUUCGAGGAAUUGAUAGGGGCCGAUAGGACGAUGUAGGGGACAAUAUUUUCCCAUUUAGGGAAAGGGUGGAGGGAUGCUGAGUGCGAGAAAAAAUCCGUUUCAAAAUUCUGACAAAAAGAUCAGAAUUUUGAGAUACAAGCCAAAACUUUGAUUGCAGAUAAUAAUGCGAUUUGUUCCCAUGGGAUAAAGUUUUAAUUAAUUCAUGACUUAAAAUAAGAACAUUUGAAUUAAUUCACGACCAUUCCGACCCUGUUGACUUGCAUUCAAAAAUUCUGAUUUUUUUGGCACAAUUUUGACAUGUUGAGUUGCUAUGAGGAAUUUUAGAUACAGCUCAAAAUUCUGAUAAACAUUCAGAAAUUCAAAACUCAAAUUUAUUUCCUCUUAAUACAGUGGUGAAUUCAGAUUAUUUGCAAAACAGUGCCUGAACUGAUUGCCCAAAAUGCCCAAAAGCCUCGUCUUCCUAAACCACUGAACUUUUAUACAGAUUUUUGCCAAAUUAUCUCUAAGACAAUAUAAUGUAUCAUAAGGAUUGUUUAUUACAAAUUUUAAUAAAUAAAUACAACAGC
Molecule: messenger RNA, 3399 nt
Organism: Phaedon cochleariae (mustard beetle)
Lineage: Eukaryota; Metazoa; Arthropoda; Insecta; Coleoptera; Chrysomelidae
Source: the annotation of a GenBank genome assembly